CCAGGACUGACGAGGAAGAGAUGAGCAGCUUCUUCUUCUGCCAGUGUUUCCUCGACACAUGAAGGUGGAAAGUGUCUGUAAGUUGACCUGAGGUGAGUUCAACAGAAACCUCAGUAGAAUCUCACCAUGGCAAAGAGGAGAGCAGCGGUGAAGGAAACAGCAGAGCCCGACUUCCUGCAGUUUAAUGAUCUGGCCUGUGAGGCGGUCGGUGGGAAGAGAGGAAAGAUGGAGACACCUAAAAAGGUCCUCUUGAGAACUUUGGAAGAUUUAGGAUCCAAAGAUUUUGAAAAAUUCAAGUGGUACCUGCAGCAACCAGAGUUCCUAGAAGGCUUCCCAGCAAUCCCAAAGAGUCGACUGGAGAAUGCAGAAAGAGAGCUCACAGUGACUCAGAUGUUCCUGACCUACAGUAUAAACACUAUUAAAGUGACAAAAAUCGUUUUAGGGGAGAUGAACCAGAAUGAUCUUGUGGAAAAAUUAUCAAAAACCAUCUCAGAACCUGCAGGGAUUCUUGCUGAGUGCCAGCGAACACUGAAAUAUAACUUACAAAAGAGGUUCCAGUAUGUGUUUGAGAAAAUCACAAAAGCAGGAAAUUCUAAACUUCUGAAUCAGAUCUACACAGAGAUCUACAUCUCAAUGGAAGAGACUGGAGAGGUCAACAUGGAACAUGAAGUCAGAAAGAUUGAAACAGCAUCCAGGAAACCAGACAGGCCAGAAACAACAAUCAGAUAUGGAGACAUCUUUAAAGCCUCACCUGGAAGUGAUGAGCCAAUCAGAACAUUGAUGACAAAGGGAGUGGCUGGCAUCGGGAAAACAGUCUUAACACAGAAGUUCACUCUGGACUGGGCUGAAGACAAAGCCAACCAGGACAUACAGUUCACAUUUCCAUUCACUUUCAGAGAGCUGAAUCUGCUGAAAGAGAAGAAGUACAGCUUGGUGGAACUUGUUCAUCACUUCUUUACUGAAACCAAAGCAGCAGAAAUCUGCAGGUUUGAAGAGUUCCCGAUCGUGUUCAUCUUUGACGGUCUGGAUGAGUGUCGGCUUCCUCUGGACUUCCACAACAAUGAGAUCCUGACUGAUGUUACAGAGUCCACCUCAGUGGAUGUGCUGCUGACAAACCUCAUCAGAGGGAAACUGCUGCCCUCUGCUCGACUCUGGAUAACCACACGACCCGCAGCAGCCAAUCAGAUCCCUCGUGAGUGUGUUGACAGGGUGACAGAGGUCAGAGGGUUCACCAACCCACAGAAGGAGGAGUACUUCAAGAAGAGAUUCAAAGAUGAGGAGCAGACCAGAACAAUCAUCUCCCACAUCAAGACAUCACGAAGCCUCCACAUCAUGUGCCACAUCCCGGUCUUCUGCUGGAUCACUGCUACAGUUCUGGAGAAGGUGUUGGAGACCGGAAAGGGAGGAGAGCUGCCCAAGACCCUGACUGAGAUGUACAUCCAUUUCCUGGUGGUUCAGUCCAAAAAGAAGAACGUCAAGUAUCAUGGAAAAUGUGAGAGAGAUCCACACUGGAGUCCAGAGAACACUAAGAUGGUUGAAUCUCUGGGGAAACUGGCUUUUGAGCAGCUGCAGAAAGGAAACCUGAUCUUCUAUGAAUCUGACCUGAAAGAGUGUGACAUUGAUAUCAGAGCAGCCUCAGUGUACUCAGGAGUGUUCACAGAGAUCUUUGAAGAGGAGAGAGGACUAUACGAGAACACGGUGUUCUGCUUCGUCCAUCUGAGUGUUCAGGAGUUUCUGGCUGCUCUUCACGUCCAUCUGACAUUCAUCAACUCUGGUGUCAAUCUGAUGGCAGAAGCAACAUGGUGGUCUAAAUUUUUUGGAGGGCAACCUAAACUAACACAUCUACACCACAGUGCUGUGGACAAGGCCUUACAGAGUCCAAACGGACACCUGGACUUGUUCCUCCGCUUCCUCCUGGGUCUUUCACUAGAGACCAAUCAGUAUCUCCUACGAGGUCUGCUGAUACAGACAGGAAGUAGCUCACAGACCAAUCAGGAAACAGUAAAGUACCUCAAGAAGAAGAUCACUGAGAAUCUGUCACCAGAGAGAAGCAUCAACCUGUUCCACUGUCUGAAUGAACUGAAUGAUGGUUCUCUAGUGGAGGAGAUCCAACAGUACCUGAGUUCAGGACAUCUCUCCACAGAUAAACUGUCUCCUGCUCAGUGGUCAGCUCUGGUCUUCAUCUUACUGUCAUCAGAAAAAGAUCUGGACGUGUUCGACCUGAAAAAAUACUCUGGUUCAGAGGAUGCUCUUCUGAGGCUGCUGCCAGUGGUCAAAGCCUCCAACAAAGCUCUGCUGAGUGGCUGUAACCUCUCAGAGAGAAGCUGUGAAGCUCUGUCUUCAGAUCUCAGCUCCCAGUCCUCGAGUCUGAGAGAGCUGGAUCUGAGUAACAACAACCUGCAGGAUUCAGGAGUGAAGCUGUUGUCUGUUGGACUGGAGAGUCCACACUGUACACUGGAAACUCUCAGGCUGUCAGACUGUCGGGUCACAGAGGCAGGAUGUGCUUCUCUGGCCUCAGCUCUGGGGUCCAAAUCCUCCCAUCUGAGAGAGUUGGACCUGUGUAACAACGACCUAAAGGACUCAGGAGUGAAGCUGCUUUCUGUUGGACUGCAGAGUCCAAACUGGAAACUGGAAACUCUCAGGUUGUCAGGCUGUCUGAUCACAAAGGAUGGCUGUGUUUCUGUGGCCUCAGCGCUGAGCUCCAACCCCUCCCAUCUGAGAGAGCUGGACCUGAGCUACAAUCAUCCAGGAGACUCAGGAGUGAAGCUGCUGUCUGCUAGAGUGGAGGAUCCACGCUGGAUACUGGAGACUCUCAAGCUGUCAGACUGUCUUGUCACAGAGGCAGGCUGUGCUUCUCUGGCCUCAGCUCUGCGGUCCGAAUCCUCCCAUCUGAGAGAGCUGGACCUGAGUAACAAUGACCUGCAGGAUUCAGGAGUGAAGCCGCUCUCUGUUGGACUGCAGGAUCCACACUGUACACUGAAAACUCUCAGGCUGUCAGACUGUCGGGUCACAGAGGCAGGCUGUGCUUCUCUGGCCUCAGCUCUGUGGUCCGAAUCCUCCCAUCUGAGAGAGCUGGACCUGAGUAACAAUGACCUGCAGGAUUCAGGAGUGAAGCCGCUGUGUGUUGGACUGAAGAGUCCACACUGUGCACUGGAAACUCUCAGGUUGUCAGGCUGUCUGAUCACAAAGGACGGCUGUGCUUCUCUGGCCUCAGCGCUGAGCUCCAACCCCUCCCAUCUGAGAGAGCUGGACCUGAGCUACAAUCAUCCAGGAGACUCAGGAGUGAAGCUGCUGUCUGCUGGAAUGGAGGAUCCACGCUGGAGACUGGAGACUCUCAAGGUGGACCAUGAUGGAGAGCAGAGGUUAAAACCUAGUGUGAGGAAGUAUUUCAUUGAACUCAAACUGGACGGCGACACAAAGAGAUACUUCUCACUGUCUGACAACUGGAAGGCGAUGAUACGGAAGAGAAGCAGGACGCCCAGUCAUGGUUUACGUAAAGGCAAACUGGACCAGCUCACAAAGCUCUUACUGUCUGACGACAACAACACGUUGACACUGGACAGAAAGAUGCUGCCCAGUGAUUCUAAGGAAUAUGACUACGGUGCUCAGAUGCUGUGUAGAGAUGGUCUGACUGGUCGCUGUUACUGGGAGGUGGAGUGGAGAGAAGGGGUUUGUGUAGCAGUGACUUACAGAGGAGGCCACUUCAGAGGAGGUGAUGACUACUUGUAUGGAUGUAAUGAUCAGUCCUGGAGUCUGAACUGUACAGAGAAUGGUUACUCUGUUUGUCACAAUGAUAGAGAAACACGCAUCCCCUCCUCUUCCUCUUCCUCUUCCUCCUCUGGUAGAGUAGCAGUGUAUGUGGACUAUCCUGCUGGCACUCUGUCCUUCUACAGAGUCUCCUCUGACACACUGAUCCACCUCCACACCUUCAACACCACGUUCACUGAACCUCUUUAUCCUGCGUUUGCAAUAGUUCUUAUUUCUGGAGGCCCAACACAUUCUUCUGUGUCUCUGUGUUCUCUGUUGAAGGCUGCUGCAAACUGCAAACCACAGCUUUUAGUCACCGCCCUGCUGCUGCUGCCUGAUCUCAUCUACUCUCCAACGAGCGGAGUUAAAGAGCAGUGGGAUUCUCUGAACACCGAGAGAGGAAAGAUGGAGACACCUAAAAAGGUCCUCUUGAGAACUUUGGAAGAUUUAGGAUCCAAAGAUUUUGAAAAAUUCAAGUGGUGCCUGCAGCAACCAGAGUUCCUAGAAGGCUUCCCAGCAAUCCCACUGAGUCGACUGGAGAAUGCAGAAAGAGAGCUCACAGUGACUCAGAUGUUCCUGACCUACAGUAUAAACACUAUUAAAGUGACAAAAAUCGUUUUAGUGAAGAUGAACCAGAAUGAUCUUGUGGAAAAAUUAUCAAAAACCAUCUCAGAACCUGCAGGGAUUCUUGCUGAGUGCCAGCGAACACUGAAAAAUAACUUACAAAAGAAGUUCCAGUAUGUGUUUGAGGGGACUGCAAAAGCAGGAAAUUCUAAACCUCUGAAUCAGAUCUACACAGAGAUCUACAUCUCAAUGGAAGAGACUGGAGAGGUCAACAUGGAACAUGAAAUCAGACAGAUUGAAACAGCAUCCAGGAAACCAGACAGACCAGAAACAACAAUCAGAUGUGAAGACAUCUUUAAAGCCUCACCUGGAAGUGAUGAACCAAUCAGAACAGUGAUGACAAAGGGAGUGGCUAGCAUCGGGAAAACAGUCUUAACACAGAAGUUCACUCUGGACUGGGCUGAAGACAAAGCCAACCAGGACAUACAGUUCACAUUUCCAUUCACUUUCAGAGAGCUGAAUGUGCUGAAAGAGAAGAAGUACAGCUUGGUGGAACUUGUUCAUCACUUCUUUACUGAAACCAAAGCAGCAGGAAUCUGCAGGUUUGAAGAGUUCCCGGUCGUGUUCAUCUUUGACGGUCUGGAUGAGUGUCGACCUCCUCUGGACUUCCACAACAAUGAGAUCCUGACUGAUGUUACAGAGUCCACCUCAGUGGGUGUGCUGCUGACAAACCUCAUCAGAGGGAAACUGCUUCCCUCUGCUCGCCUCUGGAUAACCACACGACCCGCAGCAGCCAAUCAAAUACCUCCUGAGUGUGUUGACAUAGUGACAGAGGUCAGAGGGUUCACCGACCCACAGAAGGAGGAGUACUUCAGAAAGAGGUUCAGAGAUGAGGAGCAGACCAGUACAAUCAUCUCCCACAUCAAGACAUCACGAAGCCUCCACAUCAUGUGCCACAUCCCGGUCUUCUGCUGGAUCACUGCUACGGUUCUGGAGAAUGUGUUGAAGACCAGAGAGGGAGGAGAGCUGCCCAAGACCCUGACUGAGAUGUACAUCCACUUCCUGGUGGUUCAGUCCAAACUGAAGAACAUCAAGUAUGAUGGAGGAGCUGAGACAGAUCCACACUGGAGUCCAGAGAGCAGGAAGAUGAUCGAGUCUCUGGGGAAACUGGCUUUUGAUCAGCUGAAGAAAGGCAACCUGAUCUUCUAUGAAUCCGACCUGACAGAGAGUGACAUCGAUAUCAGAGAAGCCUCAAUGUACUCAGGAGUGUUCACAAAGAUAUUUGAAGAGGAGGGAGGACUGUACCAGGACAAGGUGUUCUGCUUCGUCCAUCUGAGUGUUCAGGAGUUUCUGGCUGCUCUUCACGUCCAUCUGACAUUCAUCAACUCUGGUGUCAAUCUGAUGGCAGAAGCAACAUGGUGGUCUACAGUAUUUAGAGGGCAACCUAGACUAACACAGCUACACCAGAGUGCUGUGGACAAGGCCUUACAGAGUCCCAACGGACACCUGGACUUGUUCCUCCGCUUCCUCCUGGGUCUUUCACUAGAGAUCAAUCAGUGUCUCCUACGAGGUCUGCUGAAACAGAUAGGAAGUAGCUCACAGAUCAAUCAGGAAACAGUAAAGUACAUCAAGAAGAAAAUCACUGAGAAUCUGUCUCCAGAGAAAAGCAUCAAUCUGUUCCACUGUCUGAAUGAACUGAAUGAUGAUUCUCUAGUGGAGGAGAUUCAACAGUACCUGGGUUCAGGAUGUCUCUCCACAGAUAAACUGUCUCCUGCUCAGUGGUCAGCCCUGAGCUUCAUCUUACUGUCGUCAGAAAAAGAUCUGGAGGUGUUCGACCUGAAGAAAUACUCUGCUUCAGAGGAGGUUCUUCUGAGGCUGCUGCCAGUGGUCAAAGCCUCCAACAAAGCUCUGCUGAGUGGCUGUAACCUCUCAGAGAGAAGCUGUGAAGCUCUGUCUUCAGUUCUCAGCUCCCAGUCCUCUAGUCUGAGAGAGCUGGACCUGAGUAACAACGACCUGCAGGAUUCAGGAGUAAAGCCGCUUUCUGUUGGACUGCAGGGUCCACACUGUACACUGGAAACUCUCAGGUUGUCAGGCUGUCUGAUCACAAAGGAUGGCUGUGCUUCUCUGGCCUCAGCGCUGAGCUCCAACCCCUCCCAUCUGAGAGAGCUGGACCUGAGCUACAAUCAUCCAGAAGACUCAGGAGUGAAGCUGCUGUCUGCUGGAGUGGAGGAUCCACACUGGAGACUGGAGACUCUCAAGGUGGACCAUGAUGGACAGCAGUGGUUAAAACCUGGUCUGAGGAAGUAUUUCAUUGAACUCACACUGGACUGCGACACAAAGAGAUACUUCUCACUGUCUAACGACAACAAGACGAUGACACUGGAGAGAAAGAUGCCGCUCAGUGAUUUUGAGGAAUAUGACUACUGGGAACAGCUGCUGUGUAGAGAUGGUCUGACUGGUCGCUGUUACUGGGAGGUGGAGUGGAGAGGAGCGGUUAAUGUAGCAGUGACUUACAGAGGAGGCCACUCCAGAGGAGGUGAUGACAGCUGGUAUGGAAGGAAUGAUCAGUCCUGGAGUCUGGACUGUUCAGAGCUUCAUUACUCUGUUUGGCACAAUGAUAGAGGAACACACUUCCCCUCCUCUUCCUCCUCUUCCUCCUCUGGUAGAGUAGCAGUGUAUGUGGACUAUCCUGCUGGCACUCUGUCCUUCUACAGAGUCUCCUCUGACACACUGAUCCACCUCCACACCUUCAACACCACGUUCACUGAACCUCUUUAUCCUGCGUUUACAGUCGCUCUUCUUUCUGGAGAACCAACAUGUCCUUCAGUGUCUCUGUGUUCUCUGUAGGAGCCCUGACGAAAAAGAAGUUUAUUCAAGAGUGCUAGUAGUAUACUUCUGUUAAGACUGGCCCACACUGAAAGAUUUUUCAAAUCUUAACAGAUUUUGAAAAUGUGAGAGAACCCACACAUAACGACAUGUUCUGUUAAAUUUAACAGUUUUGUUCCUGUAGUGUGUGGAGAGCAACGAUUUGACCAAAACAGCCACCACACAGUAACAGAUUCAUACGAUAACGUUUCCUGUCCGUGACAGAGUUAGCAUGCAGCUUUAGCCGUGAUGUCUAGCUCUGCUUCUCCUGCAAUGUGUGAAACCCAAAGUGUUUCCAUACUUUACUGGAUGUGUAGUAUUUACCACUUUGGAUUUAACAUGUGAGGGUGCAGGUCGUAUCCACAUGGACGCUCCGCCGUUUUCUACUUUGUCGUUUUGGCUCGCUGCGGUUUCAUCAUGUGCACUAUCACACACAAACAACUUAAAUUGAUAAUAUUACUAUAUCUGGGUGUUUCUGCAACUUUACAAAAAAAUAUGAAUUUUGUAUGUAAUAUAUGAACAGGUACACAAAGUUACAUCUAGUCGUCAGGAUUUUAAUCUGUAACAUGUUUAUUCUUUAUGGUUUUCAUCACUAAAUGUCCUUACUGCAGCAUUACAAUAAUGUUAAUUUUAUAAAUUUUGCUUUUUUGAAAUUUCUAUAUUUUUAAGACAUUUAAAUUCAUUUUCAUCAAGCUUUGUGCAUCAUUGUAAAUAUUGAUAUAGUAAAUUUUUUUUUACAAGAGCCUACCAUUAUUUGUACAUCUAAGAUAAACGUACUGCAAGUUAUUUUUAAAUGUUACUGAUCUGUAUUAUGGUGGAGGAGACGUUCCACGUACCUAGAGUCAGUCUGCGAUGCCGGGGGUCAGCACGCCGAAGUCCCCACCUUUGCCUGCCGCUUGGCUCACAUUGCACCUGACCCCAAUGCCUAUCCCUGCGGGUGGUUAAGAUUAUUCUUGAACAUUGAAAUAAAAAAUGGUUCAUGGACCUUG
Molecule: messenger RNA, 8165 nt
Organism: Sebastes umbrosus (honeycomb rockfish)
Lineage: Eukaryota; Metazoa; Chordata; Actinopteri; Perciformes; Sebastidae
Exons: 21
Coding region: 127-7158 (2343 amino acids)
Molecular function (GO): protein binding
Source: RefSeq, a predicted model, not a curated record